Messenger RNA from Puntigrus tetrazona (Sumatra barb), 1400 nucleotides. It is a transcript of the gene nsun4, whose product is annotated as NOP2/Sun RNA methyltransferase 4. The record is from RefSeq and is a predicted model, not a curated record. Lineage: Eukaryota; Metazoa; Chordata; Actinopteri; Cypriniformes; Cyprinidae. The transcript is spliced from 6 exons. Gene Ontology annotation, molecular function: methyltransferase activity. Bases 22 to 1203 code for a protein of 393 amino acids. Gene Ontology annotation, biological process: rRNA methylation. Gene Ontology annotation, cellular component: mitochondrial large ribosomal subunit.
GCUUUUUGAUGAUACACAAACAUGGCAGCGUACGUAUGCACGAGAUUUUGUAUAAGCAAAUCUAGAGACUCGAUUAGAUUUUUUCAGCGACGCUACCGAGUUAAAACCAAAUGGGCAGCAACAAGGCCCAAGUUUCCAGCUACUGAACUUGCUCUGCACAACUUUGACACAAGCUACAGUAUACUGUUAAGGGAACAAUGGCCCUCUGUUAGAGUUGCCAUGCUGUGUGAACAAAAGUAUGGAGCGCUGAUAAACGGUUUCUCUUCAGCACCCAAUGUAAUAACCGAAUUAGAAGCUCAAGGAUGUGAAGACUUCAUCACUAUUGACUGCACCAGAAAUGAAGUCCAUCAGUCUUCAUUGGACUCCACAAACUCACACAGGGAUUCAGUGGAGAUGGAACCAGCUGCUCUUCAACCCAGUAUAAGUUCUGAUAUAAAAUGUCUUGUUUUUCCCAAAGGAGACAUAUCUAGAUUUAAGCCAGCUGGACCUGACAGCAGUGGCAUAUUGGGAUAUUAUCUUCUGGAUGCUGCCUCAGUGCUGCCCGUUUUAGCGUUGGACGUCCAGGCAGGACACACAGUAUUGGAUCUAUGUGCAGCUCCAGGAGGGAAGACUCUCGCUCUCCUGCAGACACAUUCAGUCAGUUGUCUGUGGGCGAACGACUUGUCAGGUUCCCGCACAGCGCGAUUACGCAGAACUCUUCAGAGCUACCUGCCUAAAGAGUUCCUAGACGAAAACAAAAUCCACGUUACUUCCAUGGAUGGUCGGCAGUUAGGCAUGACAGAGGAGAAAAGCUUUGACAGAGUGCUUGUAGAUGUCCCUUGCACUACAGACAGACACUCUGCAAUGGUGGAAGAGAAUAAUAUAUUCAAGAGGUCCAGGACCAAAGAGAGACAGAAGCUUCCCCUCUUGCAAACACAGCUGCUUCUGGCAGGGAUCCAGGCCACGCGGCAAGGUGGAAACAUAGUGUACUCUACUUGUUCUCUGUCCCAGCUGCAGAAUGAGUGUGUGGUACAACAGGCCAUAAAUCUCGCCCAGCAGGAGCUGGGAAUCACCGUGCAGGUUCAGGACCUCAGAUGGUUUGCGCAACGCUUUUCUGGCACUUUCCACUUUGCACCGCAGUUAAGUGUCGGGGAGUUGGCUUUACCACACUUGUGCGCUAACUUUGGACCAAUUUAUAUGUGUAAAUUGGAACGAAUGAACUAGGUGGGCAGUCGGAUAUUAGCCCAACUAACAUUAUCAUACAUUUUUUGCUUCGGUAGUGCCCCCUAGUGGCCAUGCUUGAGACUUUUUCAGCCUAUGAUGCUGACAUAAAUCCACUGAAAAUGUAUUGUACAGGAAAAUCAUGCCAUUGUUGUUAUUUUUAUUAAAUUGUUAAUAAAGUCCAGUGUUGUGCAAAAAGA